Molecule: messenger RNA, 8616 nt
Organism: Candoia aspera
Lineage: Eukaryota; Metazoa; Chordata; Lepidosauria; Squamata; Candoiidae
Gene: STRIP1
Product: striatin interacting protein 1
Exons: 21
Coding region: 24-2507 (827 amino acids)
Biological process (GO): cytoskeleton organization
Cellular component (GO): cytosol
Source: RefSeq, a predicted model, not a curated record
GCGAGAGCUGCCGGCGCGUAGCGAUGGAGCCGGGUUGCGGUGGUGGUCCGGGUUUGCUCAUCGUCAAUAACAAACAACGGAGCGGAGGGCUUGGGCUCACGACGACGACGCCCCCGCCGCCACCGGGAGGAAAGGGUCGGGAGCCUAAUCGUAACCAGCGCAAAGACUCGGAGGGCUAUUCAGAAUCACCAGACUUUGAGUUUGAAUAUGCAGAUGCUGACAAAUGGACCGCUGAGCUCUCAGAACUGUACAGUUAUACAGAAGGUCCUGAAUUCCAGCUCAACAGAAAAUGCUUUGAGGAGGAUUUUAGACUGCAUGUGUUGGAUAAGAAAUGGACAGAACUGGACACUAAGCAGCAUCGUACUCAUGCCAUGAGACUUCUUGAUGGCCUUGAGGUCACAGCUCGGGAAAAAAGGCUCAGAGUAGCUCGAGCCAUCCUCUAUGUUGCACAAGGCACAUUUGAUGAGUGUAGUUCAGAAGCUGAGGUUCAGUCUUGGAUGCGAUACAACAUUUUUCUUCUGCUUGAAGUUGGGACAUUCAAUGCUUUGGUGGAGCUUUUGAACAUGGAAAUUGAUAACAGUGCUGCCUGUAGCAGUGCAGUGAGGAAGCCUGCUAUCUCCCUGGCUGACAGCACAGAUCUGAGGGUGCUUCUGAACAUUAUGUACCUUAUUCUGGAGACUGUCCGUCAGGACUGUGAAGGAGAUAAGCCUGAGUGGAAGACAAUGCGACAGACCUUCAGAGCAGAGCUAGGGGCACCUCUGUAUAACAACGAGCCAUUUUCUGUGAUGCUCUUUGGCAUGGUGACAAAAUUCUGCAGUGGCCAUGCCCCACACUUUCCUAUGAAGAAAGUUUUGCUGCUGCUCUGGAAGACUGUCCUGUGUACCCUUGGAGGAUUUGAGGAACUUCAGGAUAUGAAAGCAGAGAAACGAGAGAUGCUGGGUCUUCCCCCACUUCCUGAGGAUAGCAUAAAAGUGAUUCGCAACAUGAGGGCUGCCUCUCCUCCAGCAUCAGCUUCUGAUUUGAUUGAGCAGCAGCAGAAACGGGGUCGACGGGAACACAAGGCUCUUAUUAAACAGGAUAAUCUAGAUGCAUUCAAUGAGCGCGAUCCCUACAAAGCUGAUGAUUCCCGGGAAGAUGAGGAGGAGAACGACGAGGACAAUAGUCUUGAGGGAGAGACAUUUCCUCUCGAAAGAGAUGAAGUGAUGCCUCCUCCUGUGCAGCACCCUCCAACUGACCGACUGACAUGUCCAAAAGGUUUGCCUUGGGCACCAAAAGUCAGGGAAAAGGAUAUUGAGAUGUUUCUGGAGUCUAGUCGAAGCAAAUUCAUUGGCUAUACCUUGGGGAGUGACACCAACACCAUAGUGGGAUUGCCAAGACCAAUUCAUGAGAGUAUCAAAACUCUGAAACUGCACAAGUAUACAUCUAUUGCAGAAAUUCAAGUUCAAAUGGAAGAGGAGUAUCUGCGUUCUCCCUUGUCGGGGGGGGAAGAGGAGGUUGAGCAAGUUCCAGCUGAAAUCUUAUACCAGGGUCUUCUUCCUAGCCUGCCUCAAUACAUGAUUGCCUUGCUGAAGAUUCUGCUGGCCGCAGCACCCACCUCCAAAGCCAAGACUGAUUCCAUCAACAUCCUUGCAGAUGUUUUGCCAGAGGAGAUGCCAACAACUGUGUUACAGAGUAUGAAGCUGGGCGUUGAUGUGAAUAGGCAUAAAGAGAUAAUUGUAAAAGCUAUUUCUGCUGUCCUGCUGCUGCUGCUCAAGCAUUUUAAGCUGAAUCAUGUAUAUCAAUUUGAAUACAUGGCUCAACAUCUAGUGUUUGCCAACUGCAUUCCACUUAUACUGAAAUUCUUCAAUCAGAACAUUAUGUCAUACAUCACAGCAAAGAAUAGCAUUUCUGUUUUGGAUUAUCCAUAUUGUGUGGUACAUGAACUACCAGAGUUGACUGCAGAGAGUUUGGAAGCUGGAGACAAUAAUCAGUUUUGCUGGCGGAACCUGUUUUCUUGCAUUAAUCUUCUUAGGAUACUGAAUAAGUUAACAAAGUGGAAACACUCUAGGACCAUGAUGCUGGUGGUUUUCAAGUCUGCUCCCAUUCUAAAACGAGCCCUGAAAGUGAAGCAAGCCAUGAUGCAACUCUAUGUAUUGAAACUUCUCAAAGUGCAGACAAAGUACCUGGGACGUCAGUGGAGGAAAAGCAACAUGAAAACUAUGUCCGCAAUCUACCAAAAAGUGCGACAUCGGCUCAAUGAUGACUGGGCUUAUGGCAACGAUCUGGAUGCACGUCCGUGGGACUUCCAAGCUGAAGAAUGUGCACUACGGGCCAGUAUAGAACGUUUCAACUCUCGACGCUAUGACCGGGCACAUAGCAACCCUGAUUUUCUACCUGUAGACAACUGUUUGCAAAGUGUGUUGGGCCAGCGGGUGGAACUGCCUGAAGAUUUCCAAAUGAACUAUGACUUGUGGCUGGAAAGGGAAGUUUUUUCUAGACCGAUCUGCUGGGAGGAGUUGUUGCAAUGAUGAUUUAUAAAAGGGAAAUCUUUCAAGACAUAAUGCUAAUACAUGUGCCCAAAGAUAAUGUUCCCGUUCUUCAGUCAACCAGGCAUAGAGGAGUUAAAAUUGGUUUUUGGUGACUUAUGACCAACAGUUUUUCCUUUUUCCUCCAGGUGGCAGCAUGUACCUGACAAUGGCUUUCCUACAUCUUUGGUGCUGCUUCAGUUACUGAUUGCUAAAUAGGUACAGAGUAGCACAGCUGUAGCCCUGGGCCAGCUGUAGCAAAAUAUCAGUAUCAGUUGUUCACUAGACUCUGUUCCAAAAUUAAAAUGGCAGCUUUUUUAGCUACAUCCACCACCCUUGUCCCAGAAAGGCAAAGUGACAUCAUUUCCUUACUAGCUUCUAAGAGAGAAAGUGAUUUCUUAGUGGUGCAGGUGCAAAGAGAAAAGGAUAAAAAGCUAUCUAGUGCAUAAAGGUAAUGUCUGAUUAGGAGGAACAGAAACUGGAAGUUAGAUGAAUGUAUAGUUCUGCAACAGAAUUCUCAGCUUCUGGGACAAGGAUGGGUGUGGAAGCGCUUUAGCGUGGAAGCACCAUACCAGGCUUACCUCAGCCAUGAGGGAAGAGAAAAAGCAACUAUUUUGAUAAUGGGUGUUGUCCCAUUUUGUGUCUCUGAUUGAAUCAUACUCUAGAUAAGUCACACUCAGUGUUAUUGAUAUUGAUAAAUAUUAUUGAAUAUUAAUAUCUAUUUUGUUCCACUGAGUAAAUUUCCAUUUUGAGAGAGAGAACCCAUGUUGAUGUUCUGUUUCCUAAACAUCUUUUUUCCUGUAGUAAUUGUCUGAAAUCCCAAGGAGUUUCAAAUUAGUUUUCAGCACAGGUGCUGAUGCCUGUGCAGUUUCCUUAAUUUGGCUUUGUGCGAUAUAUUUGACCCCAAUUUCCUCAGUCUAAUUUUGCAGAGGUAGACAGGUCUGUUCUCUGUGGAUGUUCCCCUUCAACCUAAUUUUUCAAAGGGAAGUAGCGGUGUUAUUUCCAUUACUGUUUUGUACGACACAAGCUCUGAGUCCCUGCUAGCUGUAUUGUGAAUAAGAUGGAAGAAAAGGCAUCUACUCAAAGAAGGUGCUAAAAUGCAUUUGUUAAUAGGGUGGAUGAUACCUGUUUCCUAGGAGAUAAUAUCUCCUGUGCUAAUAGGCUAAACAGCCAUAGCUGUCAAUUGGAUUUGGUUAUAUUUGUGAGCAUUCAGGAGCAAGCAAGUUCAGUCAGUAGCACAAACGACUGCUCUCUGUGUGGCAUGUUUGUUUGUUUUCCAGAUCAUUUUGUAACCUGAUAACAAGCUUGGAUUGCAAUCCUAAAAUGACUUACUUGGAAAUAAGGCCCACUGAAAUUAAUGUGACUUCUGAACAAAUACGUUUAAGACUGGAGUUGCAUUAAAAUGCUACUACAAAACCAGAAGUGGCCAAAUGCUUUCCAGUUAGCCCUGUUUACUUAUACCCAAACACUCCUGUAUGGUUAAUCGAGGUAUGGCUGAGGUUAUAGAGUGUGUCUGAGAGAAAGAACAGCAGGAACCAAGGGGUAUUUUGUUUAUUUAAAAGUAAGAAUUAAGCUUAGCAAAUCUUUACGUCAAGACACUUAACUUUAAAAAAGAUCCUGCAGGGAGCUAAUGUAAGAAUUAUGAUAUAACGAUAGUUGGAGAUUUCAAACUUUUUUCAACUAAGAAGGUAGCCUUUUCCUUACCUCAGCAUUGUGAAUAGUAUAAUGGUGACAUACGUUUACAUGAAAAAGCAACAAACUUUAAAAACAGCAAAAUACCUUUUAUUUUAUAAUCAAUGCUUGCUUUAUGAAUUUGUGACUUACUAGUACUUCCUGGGUCUUUCUACACAGUGAAAACUAUGGGCUUGAGAAAGUGAGUAAAAGUUCUGUUUCUAAUAUAGGAGCAGGAGCAAGUUAAUGAAGGCAUUGCUGUUCGAAAUGUUACGCCUUUUUGCUGCUGCACUGGAAUCUUUAGAACAUCAACAGGAAAUCCUUCCAUAGCCGUCUGAUGUGGAAUAUAAAUGUGAUGCUAAAUAUUUUCUUGAUGUGUGGGGGGUGGGCAUGGGGCAUCUGCAUUUGCAAAGAGCUGCUAUUCAUAAGGCCACUCUUGCCUCUGGCUGUUCCCCAACUGAGGUGGCAAUUAAAUGCAUUUGGUAGAGCCAGAGCUAAGACAGCAAUACCUGUUUCCUAAGUCAUCUUAGGAAGGAUGGACCUACCAUGUGGUCUGUUAGCAUGAAAAUAGGAUGUCCUUCCCUGCUUAAGUUGUGACAGCACAAGUUAUUUCUCAGAAGAGUUGCUACUCCACCUGAGGUGGGGUAAAAUUGAUUUCCCCAUGUUUCUUGCAGGUAAGUAAUCCAGCUUCUACACACACUUGUUUCUCUGCCUAUGUGGUCACAUUCCCCAUGGCAUCUUCUUUUAUGCCUAAAAUCCUGCCGUUUUUGCUAGAAAGAGAUAUGUGUCAAUUCUUGCUUUUCCUUGGUAGCCAUUGGUUUCAUCAAAUCAGGAAGUGAAACAGCUGGGACAUGGUUGCAUCUUGACAGUUCAUGCUCUUGACUUAGCUUGCUUUCCACCUAAUUACAUUUCUCUGCAGGUAAGUAGAAUUAGGGUGAGGGGAUUUUUUUCCCCCAGUGUUGAAUGGAAAUAGAUGGAAAUUAAAUGAAUAUUGUAAUAGGGUUUCAAUCAUGCUUGGCUGCAAACGUUUUGCUAAAGGAAGUUUGGGAAAAGAACAGUUCGUUGGCAUUCUAAUGUAUUUGGUUUAGCUGUAAAAAUAGUUUUGCUUCAUUUCUGAUAUCAGCAAGCACAUGAUAUUUUAAAUCUUUUCAGUCCUGAUAUUAAGGGUACUUUUUUUUUGUCUGUAUUUACUAAUCUAUGAUUAGUCAUAGAUUACUCAUCUACGAUCAGUCCUCAUAGUUGAUGGAGCCAAUUGGAGAACAAGCAAGCUCUAGUCUUGAUAGCUGAUAUGGUGGGGUUGAGGUAGCUUGCGGGAUACCUGUCUUAAGACACCUUUCGAGGAAUCUGAUUUAUGUGCUAGCUGUGGUAUCAAACCAGAAGUAGUUGCACAAUCCCUGCAUUGUCUGCUGUAGACCAUAGCUGUUGAUAAUUUUGAAAGAAGUUUUUCAUCAUGUGGAAGGGAUUGUGAAUUUCAGUUUAUUUGGUCUUUUCCUCCUUUCUCUUAAAAUGGAGCUGAACCCACCUAAUCAUAAUACAUUUCUUAGGGAUCUCUUACCUGAAAUGGUGGAUUAGCACUCACUAGGAUUGUUCUAAUGGCACAGAAGUUGAAACAAUCUCUUUGGAUGACUUGCAUUGUUUAGAAAAUGGGUUUUUAACAACCUGUAUUACAUUUGAGCACAAGAAAGGAUUUUUUUAGUUGAAACAAGAGGUAUCUUUAUAACUGUAAGAACAAACACUUCUUGUUGGAAGUGAGUCAAUUUUACUGAGUAAGAUUUAUUGCUAGUUUUCUAUGAAAAGUUAAAUGUGAUAAUCUGGAUUUUAAAAAAUAGGAAAGGCCAUUUCAGAUGGUUUGCACCUCCUACAUACUCUAUUUUCUACAGAUUCGUAGUAAUGACUUUUUGAUGCACAAAUAUGUCUGCCUUAUUGUAAUUGGAAUACAAGCAUAAUGAGGUAAUUUUGGCCUGAAGGUACUGCUCUGUCACACAAAUGAAAUAGUCUUAUGGGGAAGUUUACCUAACCCCACUGAGUGCAAUCUUUCCUUAGUUUAGCCAGAGAUUCACAACCUGAGGCUCCAGCUUUGCAGGUAGUUUAAGAAGUAAUUAUAAGUUGUUACCAAAUUGUAAUUUUAAUGUGAUGAAGGAAAGGGGGGAAUAUGCACAACUAAAGUUACCAGUUUUUCUCUUGGCCCAGAGACCUGUUCUCUGGCAGACCAGUCUGUGCACUCCUGACUGAAAGAAACCUAUUUCUACAACCCAAGCAAGGCUUUUGAGUUUUCCCACACAAGAACACAAGAACUUAGCUCAAGAGCUGGGGGAGGGGGCAUCUUACUGAGUAAGCAUAACUUCCAAAGCUCCUUCCCCCAGUUUGUAUGAUGUGCAAUAAAUACAGGGAUGAUUACUGGUUAAAAGGAAUGAGUUGACUCCAAAGCUAGAAUCCACAAUUUAUAUAUUAUAUACAUUACCAUUCUUUCUCCCCCAUUCCAGUUUGGUGUCAUUCAUUAAUCACACACAGAUUUGGAGUUCUAUGUGAAGAUUAGAUUUAUAUCCAAAGAGCUGGAGUGGAACUUCUAAGCAUUUUGGUGGGGUGGAAUUGGUUAGAAUGAGAGUUGUCUGAGCCUUCCUUUCUGCAUGUUGUUAUUGUGUGUAGUGUAAAUAUCAAUCAUGAGAAGGCCUGCAGAAUCAUUGUUCUUAUGGCUAGAAACUUGAAGCAGUUCCUGUGGAAGAGAGAGAUUCCAUAAUCUGUUUCAAUGUACAUUUUGGUAUAAGGGCGAAAGACAGUAUCCAGUCUCCUAAAUCUGGAAGGGGGGACCUAGUUCUUGUUUCUUUAGGGAAAUAGAUCUGUGCUCAUGUGGGGAGUGCUGUUUGAAGAAUCCUUUUCACUUUCUUUAGAGAAUCCAUUAAAAAAGAUUAUUAAAUUGACAAAGGUGUCAGUAAUGGAGAGUGGCUAGAUAGUUCUGCCUUUAACUCUUGAGGAUGUGGGAAUAUUGCACAAAAGGUAAUAUUUUGUAGGGUAAGGCUUUGGCAGUGUGUGAAAAGCUUAGCCUGAUCCUUGUGCCAAUUUUUUUUCAUUUUGUUUAAGCGUACCACCAUUUAGGACUGGACUACUUGAAAUCUCCAAAUAUUUUCUUUAGCGGGAAUAGAAAAUACCUCUUUUGGUCUUCUACUUUGAUUUUUAUGUUAUAUCUCCAUCAAGUUUCUUGUUCAUAUGGAUGAGCAGUAAUUAUGUAUGGCUUCAAUAUAUUUUGGAAACCUCUUACUUUCCCAUGUCUUCCUUGGAAACUUAGCUAUUUGUUUUUUAAGUGUCCAAAUCAACCCCUAGUAAUUUUUUACUGAGUUUAACUAAAGUGUUUGGAAUCGGUAUGCCAACUUCAGAGCGCUUUGUUUGAGGAAAAGCCUCUGUUUCUGCUGUCUUUAAUCCUGUUUUCUCCUCUUCUCUUCAGCAAGAGGCUCAGGUUUCAAGAGCCCUUUCACUAGGCAAUUUGGCUUCCUAAUUACAGCAAUCACGGUACCACUUUUGCUUUGAUUCUGUAAUUAGGCUUGCUUAUUUUCAAUCCAACUGAGAGAAACAAUUGAGUAGUAAAUUUCUUAAAAACAUUAUUUUACACCACCAAUUACCAGUGGGCAAACUUAAAAAGAUAACCCUAAACAGGGUUUCCUUUAUAGCAAUUGUUGAGAAAUAAAAUGGAAAAAAAUCAGCAUUUUGUUUGCUUGGGUUAAAUGUAUUACCUCUGAACCAUCCUGAAUUGUUCAAUUUACAAGAAUAUGAAAAGGCAGUGGCAACUUGAGGCUCUUUUUUUUUUUUUUUUGGUGCAUUUUCCCUGCUUCAUUCAUGAUAUUUUAUGGAUGUACAAAUGACAUUGCCUUCUGUUAGUAUUCCAUAUUUUUCUAUGGGCUUCUCCCCCAUCUUUUCCUCUACUGUACACAUUCUGUUGAGAGCUGGCUGGACUAGAAAUGGGGAGAGCAUGAGUUCUUUCUAGUCUCCCUCAUGCAUGGAACUGACUGGGUGGCUUUGGACCAGCCAUUCUCAGCCCAACCCACCUCACAGGGAUAUUGUUGUAGAGCAAAUAGGAGGAGGGACCAUUAUGUAUGUGGCUUUGUGUUCUAAAAAAUAAAGAAAUACAAAUCAAGGAUGUAACAAUCAAGAAUAUCUUUAUUGUGACUGUUGGGAGUUGGCCAUCUGGAAUCGCUCUAGAAGAUGUUCAUAUACAAUGCCAAGCCAGGGCUUCUUCUGAACAAACUAUGACAGCUCUAACAUUAUAUGUCCAUUCAUUUAUCGUGUUAAGGCAGAGGUGCAUGACCUAAAGCCCUAGGGUUCCAUAGGACCCCAUCAAUCCCUUUAAAAUUGUUACUAAAUUGUAAAUAUUUGUGACAGAAUGGGAAAAUUGUUAAAUACAUAUAAACAUGAUAACUGUAAUUUCAAUUAAAUGUCAAUGAAAUCAAAA